This is a messenger RNA of Drosophila eugracilis, 818 nucleotides long. Its product is annotated as calcineurin B homologous protein 3. Lineage: Eukaryota; Metazoa; Arthropoda; Insecta; Diptera; Drosophilidae. The transcript is spliced from 3 exons. Gene Ontology annotation, molecular function: calcium ion binding. The coding region runs from base 142 to 765 and encodes 207 amino acids. The record is from RefSeq and is a predicted model, not a curated record.
CAAAAAGCGAGAGAGAGAUGGGAAAUGGAAAAUGAAGUAGCAAGUGCCUCUUCCAAGGGUUUCUAGGUAAAUGCUGUCAAAAGGAAAUUUUCAAGUACUGAGAUUUUUGGGAAAUCUCGUUUCAUUGGGAGGCAGUACUAAAUGGGAUGUUUGUGCUUGAGGAAGGCCACCUCCUCACCCUCAGUGCCGCCGGAUAUCAUGCACACACUCAAGAUGAAAACGGCAUUAAGUAGAAGUCAGAUAAAGUAUCUUUACAAACGGUUCUAUCAGUUUUCGGGUGACGGCAAAGAUCCUCCAACUCAGCUGCACAAGUACAACUUCUACUCGGGCCUACUGCAAUUGAAUCCUCUGUUGCCAACCAUCUUGAACUCCAUGUUCGGGGAUAAGAUGACCAUCAGCUUUGUGGACUUUGCCCUAUUUCUGAGCACCUUUCAGGCCCACUCUCUGAAAACCUCUAGGGAACUGAAAAACGCAAUAAAGGAUAAGAAGUUACAGUUACUCUUCAACAUGUACGACCACAACAAAGACGGUCGCAUCACAAAGUAUGACUUGGUUAUAGUAGUGCACAAACUGUUCUCAAAUCUUUUGAAUCAUGUACAGAUAAUGCGGAUAGUGGACACCAUGAUGAAGGAAAUGGAGCAGUCGGAAUCAAAUCACAUAUUGUUCGAGGACUUUUGCAAGGCCUUGGAGGUCUUUGACAUGACCGAAAUGAUGGUCACCUGGAUACCCGAGUUCCAUGGCCGAACAACCGAUGAUUUGCACUGAUUUAGCUUUGCAAAUUGAUUUGUUUAUUAAACAAGGGAAAAUGUUUAACACAA